CAAUAAUCAAGAAGAAUACACAACCGAAGAAUUUCGACAACCCGCAGCUUCGAACCUCCAAAUGCAAGCGUUGUUAGGGGAGAUGAGGCGUAUGUUGAGGGCUGAAUUAGAACCUAUUCACGAGAGGUUGGACAGGGUAGAAGCAGAAACUCCUAGGGGACAGCAACAAGACAAUCCCAAUAGGCAACAAGGUGGGCGUGUUCCGUGGCGGAAUGUUGAGGAAGAGGCGGAGUUGGAGGAAUUUGAUGAGCCAUAUUUGAACCGAGGCAGGUUUGAGCGUGGGUAUGGGAAUAGAGAAGCUAGGAUGGGUAGGCCUAGGAGGGAUAAUGAUUUAGGAAACAUAAAGAUUAAAAUUCCGUCUUUUCAAGGUAAAAAUGAUCCUGAAGCUUAUUUGGAGUGGGAAACUAAAAUGGAGAUGGUGUUUGAUUGUCACAACUACUCGGAGAUAAAGAAGGUUAAGUUGGCUGCAAUUGAAUUCACAGAUUAUGCCAUUGUUUGGUGGGAUCAAUUACUGAUUAAUAGGAGGAGAAAUAGAGAGCCACCCGUGGACACUUGGGAGGAGAUGAAAAUGCUUAUGAGGAGGCGUUUUGUACCCAACCAUUAUUAUAGGGGAUUGUAUCAAAAGUUGCAGAGGCUAACUCAAGGUUCCAAGAGUGUGGAUGAGUAUUACAAGGAGAUGGAGGUAGCAAUGAUCCGGGCUAAUGUAGAAGAGGACCGAGAAGCCACCAUGGCUAGGUUUUUGCACGGUUUAAAUCGUGAGAUUGCAGAUAUAGUCGAGUUGCAGCACUAUGUUGAGUUAACAGAUAUGGUGCAUCAAGCCAUAAAAGUGGAGGAACAAUUCAAACGAAAGGGAUUGGCUAGGAGGGGACAACCUAUGGCUACCACCAGCCCAUGGAAGACAGCUCCAAAAAGGGACGAGCAGCUUCAAAAUAAGCAAAAAUUUGAACCCUCUAAGAAUGCCAAACCAACAACCACCACUACUUCAGGUAACACCGAGGCUUCUAUUUCUAAAACACGUGAUAUUAAGUGUUUUAAAUGUCAGGGGCGGGGACACAUAGCCAGCCAGUGUGUAAACAAAAGGGUGAUGGUGAUAAACGCCCAAGGAGAGCUUGAGUCGGAGAAUGAGGAAGAAGUAGAUGAUGAUGACAUGCCACCUUUGGAGGAUGCCGAUGAUGAGCAAAAUGCUGUGGUUGGAGAUUUAUUGGUAGCAAGGCGAGUUCUCAAUGUGCAAGUUAAGGAGGAAGAAAGUAACCAAAGGGAAAACUUGUUUCAUACUCGGUGCUUUGUAAAUAACAAAGUUUGCAGCGUCAUUAUUGAUGGUGGGAGUUGCACAAACGUAGCCAGCACUUAUUUGGUGGAGAAAUUGGCCUUAACCACCUUGAAACAUCCUCACCCUUACCGGCUUCAGUGGCUGAAUGAAUGUGGCGAAAUCAAGGUGACAAGGCAAGUGUUGGUGGCAUUAUCCAUUGGCAAAUAUGAGGAUGAGGUGCUUUGUGAUGUGGUUCCUAUGCAUGCAUGCCAUUUAUUGUUGGGAAGACCAUGGCAGUAUGAUCGGAGGGUUACGCAUGAUGGAUUCACAAAUAGGUAUUCUUUCACUCUUAAAAGGCAACCCAUUACUCUUGUGCCAUUAACUCCAAAACAGGUCAUGGAGGACCAACUAAAGUUACAAAGAUCAAAUGAAAAGAAAAAAGAAAAAGAAAGGAAGGCCGAAAAGGAAAAAUUCAGUUACAUUGCAAAAAAAAGUGAGAUCAAGAGAGCAUUAUUUUCACACCAGCCCCUUAUUGUACUCAUGUACAAGGAGGCUCUUUUAUGUACUAAUGAUCUCGUCGGUACUUUGCCGAGCAAUAUUGUUUCUCUUUUGCAGAAGUUUGAAGAUGUCUUUCCCGAAGAGGUACCUAGUGGCUUACCUCCAAUCCGAGGGAUUGAACAUCAAAUUGAUUUCAUACCCGGUGCAUCAAUUCCUAACCGACCUGCUUAUAGGAGCAAUCCUGAGGAGACCAAGGAACUUCAGAGGCAAGUAGGUGAAUUAUUGGAGAAGGGGUAUGUGCGUGAAAGCAUGAGUCCUUGUGCGGUCCCGGUGCUAUUAGUUCCUAAGAAGGAUGGAACAUGGAGAAUGUGUGUUGACUGCCGGGCCAUCAACAACAUAACGGUAAAGUAUCGUCAUCCUAUUCCUAGGUUAGAUGAUAUGCUGGAUGAAUUGCAUGGUUCUUGUGUCUUUACAAAAAUUGAUCUUAAGAGUGGAUAUCAUCAAAUUAGGAUGAAGGAAGGUGAUGAAUGGAAAACUGCUUUUAAAACUAAAUAUGGUUUGUAUGAAUGGUUAGUGAUGCCUUUCGGCUUAACUAAUGCGCCAAGCACAUUUAUGCGUUUGAUGAACCAUGUUUUGCGUGCAUUUAUUGGCAGAUUUGUAGUUGUGUAUUUUGAUGAUAUCCUAAUUUAUAGCAAAAACUUGGAAGAACAUGUGAUGCAUUUAAAAUCUGUUUUGGAAAUCUUGAGGAAAGAAAAGUUGUUUGCUAAUCUCAAGAAGUGCACCUUUUGCACGGAUAAGCUUGUGUUUCUUGGUUUUGUUGUUAGUAAGAGAGGAAUUGGGGUGGACGAGGAAAAGGUGAAGGCAAUCCAAGAGUGGCCAACGCCUACAACAAUCAGCCAAGUGAGGAGUUUCCACGGCUUAGCUAGCUUCUAUAGACGGUUUGUGCGUGAUUUUAGUAGCUUAGCCACCCCUCUUAUUGAAGUCAUCAAGAAAAAUGUGCCGUUUAAGUGGGGAAAAGAACAAGAAAAUGCAUUUAAUCUGAUCAAAGAAAAGUUAACUAAUGCACCUUUGCUUGUUUUACCUAACUUUGCUAAAACUUUUGAAAUUGAGUGUGAUGCUUCAGGAAUAGGUAUUGGAGCUGUUUUGAUGCAAGGUGGUCAUCCAGUUGCUUAUUUCAGUGAAAAGUUGAGUGGGGCAGCCCUAAAUUACCCCACUUAUGAUAAGGAAAUGUAUGCCUUGGUAAGGGCUUUGGAAAAUUGGCAGCACUAUCUAUGGCCAAAGGAAUUUGUGAUUCACACAGAUCAUGAAUCUUUGAAGCAUUUGAAAGGACAGCAAAGGUUGAACAAACGCCAUGCCAAGUGGGUGGAAUUCAUUGAAACAUUUCCUUAUGUGAUCAGAUACAAGCAAGGUAAGGAAAAUGUGGUGGCUGAUGCAUUGUCCCGAAGGUAUGCUUUACUUUCCAUUUUAGAUACAAAAUUGCUUGGCUUUGAAUAUAUUAAGGAUUUGUAUGCACAAGAUUCUGAUUUUGCUGAUGUGUUCAAUGCAUGUGAAAAAGUGGCGUUUGAUAAGUUUUAUAGGCAAGAUGGAUUUUUGUUUCGGGAAAAUAAACUGUGUGUGCCUAUGUGUUCUUUGCGUGAAUUGCUUGUGAGAGAAGCUCAUGGUGGUGGUUUGAUGGGUCAUUUUGGUGUAGCUAAGACUUUAGGAAUUUUGCAUGAUCAUUUUUUUUGGCCUCAUAUGAAACGUGAUGUGGAAAGAAUCUGUGAGAAGUGUAUCACGUGUAAACAUGCUAAGUCUAAGUUGAAACCCCAUGGUUUGUACACCCCUUUGCCAAUACCUAGUGAACCUUGGACUGAUAUUUCUAUGGAUUUUGUUUUAGGUUUACCUAGGACUAAGAGGGGGAGAGAUUCAAUUUUUGUGGUGUUUUCACCAUUUGAAAUUGUUUAUGGCUUUAACCCAUUGUCACCUUUGGAUUUAACUCCUUUACCUUUGAGUGAACGUGUGAACUUAGAUGGCAAAAAGAAGGCAGAAUUUGUAAAGAUGAUUCAUGAAAAGGCACGGCUGAACAUUGAAAGGAGGACUCAACAAUAUGUCCAUCAAGCCAACAAGGGACGCAAGAAGGUAGUAUUUGAACCAGGAGAUUGGGUUUGGUUACACUUAAGGAAGGAACGUUUUCCAGAGAAACGGCGUUCAAAACUCCUACCUCGGGGUGACGGACCAUUCCAAGUAGUGGAGCGCAUCAAUGAUAAUGCCUACAAGCUUGACUUACCGAGUGAGUAUGGUGUUAGUGCAAGCUUUAAUGUUGCUGAUUUGUCUCCAUUUGAUGUAGGUGAUGAUUUGAGGACAAAUCCUUCUCAAGAGGGGGAGAAUGAUGGAAACCAAGGAGCUGGACAUGCUGAUCAUACACAUGGGAAUGGGGCUGAAGUUGUGCAAGACCCUUUGUCACUUCCUAGUGGCCCAAUUACAAGACUUAGAGCCAAACGUUUCAAGGAAGCACUAAAUGGGCUAAUCCAAGAGAAUUGGGCUGAUUCUAAAAAGACUGCAUUGAAAAUGUCUCAUAAGAAUGAGUCAACACCUAAGGAGGAGGCAGAUAAUUCAUUCUUUGUAUUGCGGGCCAUGCAACAACAGUUUGAACGGUUGAAUUUGGUGUCGGAGGAGGUGAAGGAUAGGAUGGAUCAGCAAGAGGCAGUGAUUAGAAAUCUGCAAGGGCAUAUCGCGUCUCAAUGUCCAAACAAGUGGGUGAUGGUUAUGCGAGACAAUAGGGAUGUGAUGACUAAUAAUGAAGAUGAUAGUGAUGAGAUGCCCGAGUUGGUCAAUGCUAGUGAUGAUGAUGGAGUGAAAUACCCCGUAGAAUGA
Molecule: messenger RNA, 4600 nt
Organism: Alnus glutinosa
Lineage: Eukaryota; Viridiplantae; Streptophyta; Magnoliopsida; Fagales; Betulaceae
Exons: 5
Coding region: 62-4600 (1512 amino acids)
Molecular function (GO): nucleic acid binding; zinc ion binding
Source: RefSeq, a predicted model, not a curated record